Molecule: messenger RNA, 2527 nt
Organism: Vitis riparia (riverbank grape)
Lineage: Eukaryota; Viridiplantae; Streptophyta; Magnoliopsida; Vitales; Vitaceae
Product: LRR receptor kinase SERK2-like
Exons: 4
Coding region: 171-2213 (680 amino acids)
Biological process (GO): protein phosphorylation
Cellular component (GO): membrane
Molecular function (GO): protein kinase activity; ATP binding; protein binding
Source: RefSeq, a predicted model, not a curated record
AAACACGAUCAUAAUCUGACCUCCAACACAGAGAAUGUGAACGCAAGAGUGACUCCAAAGUUUUGCCUUUGUACUGUCUUUGACAAAUACUUGCAUUGUCUCUUCUUCUCUCCGUUUCUCACCCUCUCCGUUUCUUGAGAGGAAGAGAUAAUUGAGCUUCAGAAACAGAUAUGGGUUUCCUCUGUUUCCUCUAUUUCCUCUUUUCUCUCCUCCUUUUUCUUGCAUUUUCUGGUCUGCCAACCGUGUGGGGAAAUUCAGAGCUGAGAGCUCUCAUGGAGAUGAAAGCUUCUCUGGACCCGGUGAACAGGUUCCUUUCUUCUUGGACCAGUGAUGCAGACCCAUGUAGUGGUUCGUUUGAAGGCGUCCACUGCAACGAACACCGGAAAGUGGCAAAUAUUACGUUGCAGGGAAAGGGACUUUCCGGCAAGGUACCGCCAGCGGUGGCUGGACUGAAAUGCCUUUCUGGUCUUUACUUGCAUUACAACUCGUUAUCUGGUGAAAUUCCCAGAGAAAUCUCCAGCCUUACCGAAUUGUCCGAUCUAUAUCUUGAUUUCAACAAUCUCUCCGGCGCUAUUCCUCCCGAGAUUGGUAACAUGGCUAGUCUUCAAGUUUUGCAGCUUUGCAGCAACCAGUUGACAGGGGCGAUACCUUCAGAGAUAGGUUUCCUGAAGAAGCUGAGUGUUGUUUCUUUGCAAAAAAAUAACUUGACUGGCAAAAUUCCUCCAAGCCUGGGAAACUUAGGCAUGUUAAGAAUGCUGAAUCUGAGCUUCAAUCGCCUCUCUGGAACAAUUCCUGCAAACCUAGCGCAGGCCCCAGCAUUGGAAUUUCUAGAUGUGAGGAACAAUUCCCUGUGGGGAAUAGUCCCUUCCGGCUUGAAGAAAUUAAAGGAAGGAUUUCAACACGCAAACAACUCAGCUGGUUUAUGUGGAGUUGGGUUUUCUUCAUUGAGAGUUUGCAGUUAUUGGGAUGGUAUGAAAAUCAACCAAUCUGAAACGUUCCCAGCCACCAACAAUAAUUUCACUCCAACAAUUUAUCCUGUGUCUUCAAAUUUCCGGCCUCAUUGCAACCAAACCCACUGCCCAAAUGUAUCCAAAUUCCCUCGAAUAGUCCUCGUUUCUGGGGUUACUACAGUCACUGUCACAUUGUCUGCGGUAGGACUUCUGACCUUUCUUUGCUAUCGAAGGAGGAAACAGAAAAUCGGAAGUUCAUUUGAUACUUCUGAGUGUCAGCUUAGUACUGACCGGAGUAUAGACAGCCACAGGAAGAUUGCCUCUCCACUUGUGAGUCUUGAGUACUCCACUGGAUGGGAUCCAUUGGCUGAUGGGCGAAAUGGGAAUGUAUUUUCCCAGGAGUUUUGCCAAAACCCUAGGUUCAACUUGGACGAGAUUGAGUCAGCAACCCAGUAUUUUUCAGAGGUAAAUUUGUUAGGGAAGAGCAAGUUCUGGUCCGUCUAUAAAGGGAUUCUAAGAGAUGGUUCUCUGGUAGCAAUUAGGAGCAUUAGUGCCACCAGCUGCAAGUCUGAGGAAGCAGACUUCCUAAAGGGGUUGAACUUAUUAUCCUCAUUGAGACAUGAAAACCUUGUUAGGUUGAGAGGUUUUUGCUGCUCAAAGGGGAGGGGUGAAUGUUAUUUAAUCCACGAUUUUGUCCCAAAUGGAAGCCUGUCACGGUAUCUUGAUUUGGAAGAAGGAAGCAGCCAGGUCCUCAACUGGUCCACAAGGGUCUCUAUCAUCCAUGGCAUUGCAAAAGGUAUUGGAUAUCUACACAGCAGUGAAGAAAACAAACCUUCCCUAAUUCACAGAAGCAUUUCUGCAGAUAAAGUCCUUAUCGAUCAGCGGUUUAACCCGUUGAUUUCUGAAUCCGGCCUUCCUAAACUUCUUGCUGAUGACAUUGUCUUCUCAGCUCUGAAAACCAGUGCUGCAUUAGGAUACCUAGCUCCUGAGUACAUUACCACUGGAAGUUUUACUGAGAAGAGUGAUAUAUAUGCAUUCGGUGUGAUCAUCCUCCAGAUUUUGUCAGGGAAGCAACAACUCACCAACUCAAUGCGACUGGCAGCUGAAUCUUGCAGAUUUGCUGAUUUUGUUGAUACCAAUCUCAAGGGGGAAUUUUCUGAAUCUGAAGCAGCCAAGCUGGCAAAGAUUGGACUAGCUUGCACUCAUGAGCUUCCUGACAAUAGGCCAAUUAUGGAGACAGUGAUUCAGGAGCUGAGCACUUGAGGUACCAGUUCUUGAUGGCUAUAUUUCAAGUUCCUAACUUAAAAAGGCAAUGAACUGGGAGAUGAUGCCGAACUGAACUGCAAAAGCUGAUUGGGGAAUGUAAAAACGGGUGUGCCUGCUGUACUGGAGGUGGUGCGAAGAGAGUUCAUUUGUGUAUUAGAUUAUCGCCCUGUGAUUUGACUAUAAGCUACGAGUUUACUCUAGUUUUGCGACAAGCUGGCACAACCCUCAAUAAACAUAGGCUCAGAGAAGAAAAUGUGACAGUCUAGUCUUAUGAUAAUACAGGUUCUGAUGAUAAUACAUUCUUCAGGAAA